Messenger RNA from Alternaria ethzedia, 726 nucleotides. It is a transcript of the gene PSF2, whose product is annotated as DNA replication protein psf2. The transcript is spliced from 3 exons. Gene Ontology annotation, cellular component: nucleus; GINS complex. NCBI's taxonomy places the organism in Eukaryota, Fungi, Ascomycota, Dothideomycetes, Pleosporales, Pleosporaceae. Gene Ontology annotation, biological process: DNA replication; double-strand break repair via break-induced replication. Bases 1 to 726 code for a protein of 241 amino acids. The record is from RefSeq and is a predicted model, not a curated record.
AUGGCAUUGCCUCUCCCACCGGGGCUGACGCCCCCAGAAAUAGCGUUCCUUUGCGAAAUGGAGCUCGUUACUGUCAUACCGCGACAAAGACUCGAGGGACUGGAGCUUCUUGGUGGCCCCAUUAAACCCCUCGUCCCUCCGCACCGAACAGACAUCCCUCUGUGGCUAGCCCUACUCCUCAAGGGCCAGCGCCGCGCCAACAUACUUCCACCACCAUGGCUGAACACGCACUCUCUAAACGCCAUCCUCGAGCACGAGAUCGAAUACGCAGAAACGUUUUCCCCACCACCUCGACUGCCGCCACAGCCUUCAAACAACACGAUCCCUACCUCUCCACCCUUCCUACUCAACUCGACGGCGGGAGGAUCAGCGGACGCUCUACCAUACCACUGGCUCGAGUUAGGUGAAAUGCUGCUCGAGACAGCCUCAGACGACUUUGAGGAACCGGACAAUGUACGGAAACUGCUGCGAGGUCUGAGGGAAGUGCGCAUGGCCAAGCUCAGAAGCGGUGUAGACGUACUAGAUGCGGGCGGUGGAUUCAAGAUGAACGGUGUAGGAGGUAUGGAGGUAGGAGAGGGUAGGACAUUCAUUACCGGUGUCAUUGAUGGACUGAGGAAGAUCGCAGCUUCACGAGAGCAGCAACGAAAAGAUCGGGACAGAGAAGACCUGGAGAACGGUUACUCUGGUACAGCCGACUAUGAUGACGACGAAAUGGAUAUGCAGUGA